AUGGCGGAAUUCCUCGAGACUUUCAUUGUUAAAAAGGAAAGUACCACAGAUUGGUUAACUUACAGGCAAUUUAUUGAGACUACUAUGCGGCAGCACCGUGAAUUGAUAUUCCGAUAUUCACACGGCCGUCCUGUCCUUCAUCCUGAAGUGAAUCCACCCACUCAAUGGUUUGACAUCAUCCUACAAAACAGUUCUAAUAAGGUCAGGCUGCGGAUUCGGCUAGACAAUCUGUACUUGGUCGGUUACCAAAUGGAGAAUGGUAAGUGGCUAGAGUUUGGGCUCACAAAUCCCAAGGCACCGCACCAGAUUCCCAAUUCCACUUUUCUGGGCUUUAAAGAUGACUACCAGAGCAUGGACAACGCUGCUUCUAAGGACCAAAACAGGGAAAACAUAAAGCUUGGUUGGAAAAGCCUGGAGGAAGCUGUAUCCAGGCUUGCUACCUCUGACGACGGCGAGAAAAGGGCUUGGUCACUGAUUGUUGUGUCUCAAAUGAUACCCGAGUCAAUGAGAUUUCGUAGCAUCUCCAAACAGCUGGCAACAAAAUUCCAAGAUGAUUCAGCAAAAGAUAAUAAGGCAGAACCACCUCCAGAAUGGAUGAGGAAACAAAUGAAUAAUUGGGGACCUAUUUCAAGAGAGUUACUGCAUAUUGAUUCUGAUCCUAACCAUCGUUUUCAACUUCCUUCGGAUGCCGAAGGAUCACGAAUUAAGACGGUUGAAGAUGCUGUCGCGGCAAUUGGUAUGAUCAAAUAUUACAAGUUUUAG
Molecule: messenger RNA, 762 nt
Organism: Diospyros lotus (date-plum)
Lineage: Eukaryota; Viridiplantae; Streptophyta; Magnoliopsida; Ericales; Ebenaceae
Product: ribosome-inactivating protein charybdin-like
Exons: 1
Coding region: 1-762 (253 amino acids)
Biological process (GO): negative regulation of translation
Molecular function (GO): rRNA N-glycosylase activity
Source: RefSeq, a predicted model, not a curated record